Molecule: messenger RNA, 1653 nt
Organism: Vicia villosa (hairy vetch)
Lineage: Eukaryota; Viridiplantae; Streptophyta; Magnoliopsida; Fabales; Fabaceae
Exons: 12
Coding region: 1-1653 (550 amino acids)
Source: RefSeq, a predicted model, not a curated record
AUGUCUCGCCCAAUUGAGCCAUUGAAAGAGAUCAAUGAUUCAAAAGAUUUAUGGAAGAUCGCUGUUAGAUGCAAACAUCUAUGGACUGUCACAAGUUCUUCAAACAAAGAACACAUGGAGAUGCGUGAUAUGAUUCAGCCUGUUGUCCCUUCUUAUUUGCUUUCGAAAUUCAAAUCUGAAAUUGAAACAGGAAACUCUUAUAUCAUGCAAAAUUUUAAAGUUGGGAAGAAUGAUUUUGCUUUUAAGUCGACAAAUUAUACAUACAAAUUGGUUUUUUGUGGGUCAACUUUUGUUAAGAAAGCAGAAUUUCCUGACAUCCCUCAUAACUACCUUAACAUUAUUGGUUUGAAUUCCAUAGUUGAAGGAAGGUUUCAAUCAAAUGUUUUGGUUGAUGCCAGCAAAACAGUUGUACAAUGUACUCUUUGGGGGCAACUUGCGGUUCAGCUAUAUGAGUAUUAUAAGAAUAAUAAGCAAGCCUCUGAUAUUGUCAUUGUGCUAAUCAAUGCAAGGGUUAAAGAGGCUCAAGUUGUAACUGUUUCUUCAAUUUCUUGUGAUUCAGGAGGAUUUCCAGUUAGUGUUUCCAACACAUGGAAUGGAACCAAACUACUUGGUGUUGAUUUGCUUUUGUUAUCGUCUUCAAGUGUACAAGUUGAGGCAACGCAAAACUCAUUUUAUUCUGACUAUGACAAAUUUGUUUGGAAGGCUGAAAUAAUGAGUCUCUCUGAAAUAGAAAAUAUGCAACAUGAAACAACCUGUGUUACCGUUGCUACCCUCGAUAAGUUUGAUGCUGGGCAGAUGGAGUGGUACUAUGAUGGAUGUGUGGAAUGCACAAGGAGUGUGAAUGCCAAGGAUGGAAAGCUGAAGUGUUUUAAGGAGCAUAUUAGCCCAGAACCUGUGCCACAGUAUAAUCUUGAUAUAACAGCUGUUGAAGGCAGUUCGAAGGCAAAGUUCGUCUUUUGGGACACAGACUGCGUGAAGUUAAUUGGGAAGUCUGCUCUUCAAAUGAAGAUGGAUUUAACACAGUCUGUUGAUUACGAUCCACUUGAGUUCCCUUACGAACUUGACUCCAUAUUGAAAAAAGAAUUGGCAAUUAGAGCUGUUUAUCAGCCUAAAAAUGGGCGACUUUCUGUCAUUGGCUUCAAAACUGAUGAAGAUGUGCGUAAUAAAAUUAAGGAGAGUUUCAAAUUUGAAGAGGAACCUAUAUCUACAUCUGCAGAAAAUGACCUGACCAUUGAAAAUUCAGGAUUCACUCCAUGUAAGAGACUUAUCAAUGAUGCAGUGGAAGAUAAUGAUAGUGUACAACAAUCAUCAACCAAGAUGGCCAAAGAUAUAAAACAGGAGAAAUAUUUUAAAGGUGAUUUUCCAAAGUUUUCAGUUUCAAGUGUUCAAGUUACUGCAUCACAAAAUUCAUACUACUCGGACUAUGAUAAAUUUGGAUUGAAAGCUGAUAUAUUUGGAGCAGAAGAGCCAUCAUCGCCAGACGAUGUCCCAAGUGUUUCGGAACCUCUGUCUGUCUCAGUCGAUUAUGAACCUUCUGUCUCAAAUACUAAUUUGACACCUUCUAAGGAAAUUUUAAGUGAUGUUGUUGAGGAUAUUGAAGUUGUCCAGCUUUCGUCGACAAAGUUAAUCAAAGAUAUCAAGAAGGACGAAUAG